Molossus molossus (Pallas's mastiff bat) is the source of this 2337-nucleotide messenger RNA. It is a transcript of the gene HS2ST1, whose product is annotated as heparan sulfate 2-O-sulfotransferase 1. Gene Ontology annotation, cellular component: membrane. The record is from RefSeq and is a predicted model, not a curated record. Gene Ontology annotation, molecular function: heparan sulfate 2-sulfotransferase activity. Bases 404 to 1477 code for a protein of 357 amino acids. NCBI's taxonomy places the organism in Eukaryota, Metazoa, Chordata, Mammalia, Chiroptera, Molossidae. The transcript is spliced from 7 exons.
GCAGCCGCAGCGCUGGUGGAGGAGCGCGCGGCCGCGAGCAAAGGAGGGAGGGACGGAAGGAAGAGAGCGAGGUAGGCAGGCAGGCGGGUUCGAGGGUCGGGAACUGAGGCAGUAGAAGGAGGCGAGAGCUCGGCAGCCGCUUCGAGCUGUGUUGCAGCGCGGGCUUUUGGAGGGGGCGGCGGUCGAGUCGUCCGAGAAGAAGCGGGCACCGGCGGCACUGGUGCUGGCGCCUGGAGGCGGGGGACUGGGGAGGCAAGAAGGGGGGUCGCUGCGGCGGUUCUUUUGCUGUCGCGCUCUCCUUGCCUUUCUGCCGGCUCGGUGGGCUCCUCCCGGUGUCUCCUUCGCCUCCAGGGCCCCGCUCCCCGCCCUCCGCGGUAUGUCUUGAUCCCGAGCAGCGGGUUUCAUGGGGCUCCUCAGGAUUAUGAUGCCGCCCAAGUUGCAGCUGCUGGCGGUGGUGGCCUUCGCGGUGGCGAUGCUCUUCUUGGAGAACCAAAUCCAGAAACUGGAGGAGUCCCGAUCGAAGCUAGAAAGGGCUAUUGCAAGACAUGAAGUCCGGGAAAUUGAGCAACGUCAUACAUUGGAUGGCCCUCGGCAAGAUGCAGCUUUAGAUGAGGAAGAGGAUAUGGUGAUCAUUUAUAACAGAGUCCCCAAAACUGCAAGCACCUCUUUUACCAAUAUUGCCUAUGACCUGUGUGCAAAGAAUAAAUACCAUGUUCUUCACAUCAACACUACCAAAAAUAAUCCGGUGAUGUCACUACAAGAUCAGGUGCGCUUUGUGAAGAAUAUUACUUCCUGGAAAGAGAUGAAACCAGGAUUUUAUCAUGGACACAUUUCUUACUUGGACUUUGCAAAAUUUGGUGUGAAAAAGAAGCCAGUUUACAUUAAUGUCAUAAGGGAUCCUAUUGAGAGGCUAGUUUCUUACUAUUACUUUCUGAGAUUCGGAGAUGAUUAUAGGCCAGGGUUAAGAAGACGAAAACAAGGAGACAAAAAGACCUUCGACGAGUGUGUGGCAGAGGGCGGCUCGGAUUGUGCCCCAGAGAAGCUCUGGCUCCAGAUCCCCUUCUUCUGCGGCCACAGCUCCGAAUGCUGGAAUGUGGGAAGCAGGUGGGCUAUGGAUCAAGCCAAGUAUAACCUAAUUAAUGAGUACUUUCUGGUGGGAGUUACUGAAGAGCUUGAAGAUUUUAUCAUGCUCUUGGAGGCAGCUUUGCCCCGGUUCUUCAGGGGUGCUACAGAACUCUACCGUACAGUAGGAAAGAAAUCUCAUCUUAGGAAAACCACGGAGAAGAAACUCCCCACUAAACAAACCAUUGCUAAACUGCAGCAAUCUGACAUUUGGAAAAUGGAGAAUGAGUUCUAUGAAUUCGCACUAGAGCAGUUCCAAUUCAUCAGAGCCCACGCGGUACGAGAAAAAGACGGAGACCUCUACAUCCUCACACAAAACUUUUUCUAUGAAAAGAUUUACCCUAAGUCGAACUGAGUACAAGGUGUGAUGAUUCGAUUUUUGAACUAGAACUUUGACCCUGGACCCUGUCUUCACCUUAGUUCUCAGGUCCACAAUUCUUAUUGAGCCGAGUUAGGAAACAGACAAUGACGUCAAGGAAGUAGAUGCCGGCUGGUAUGUCAGUGGUCUAAGAAGUUUUAAGUUUCCGUCUUUUUUUUUUUUUUUCUGGUUAGAUUUUGGUGGGAGUUAUAACCUCCUGCCUGGGAAAAACCUACAUAUCACCUAAAAUACAUACAUAGCAGUUCUAAUCAAAAGGCUAAAUACAAUUUCAGAGAAAGUGCUGAUACUCUGUUUUUUGAUAAAGCAUUUUUUUCAACUCACCGGGAGUGAAGACGAAUCGUGUACACCUCCGCCUUGGCCCCGGGCUCGGGCUGCACGGCUCUACUGAGCGGCCGUGCUGUUUGGCAGCGUGCGCUUUGUUCUCGUGAAUCAAGUCUCAUGAAAUUGAUUGGAAUGUUCGAUCAUGUUUGCUAAGAAAUGUCUGCUGUAGUUGGAAUUGCCCAUAUUUAUCUAGGUCAUGUUGAUUUCCUUUACAAAAUAACUGUCAUUAGUGUUUGAAAAAAAUUUAAACUAUUACUAAUACUGUAAAAAGAGUCAAAGCAGUAUUUCUCAUUCCUGUCUCCCCAGUAUCUAAGAUUGUGGAGACACUGCAAAGAAUGUUAUUUUAGUUAAGACUUCCACGUGUUAAUAUCAAAAAAGUAAGUUUAGUAUUUUUAAUAUUUGUUUCUCUGUGGGUUAUUUGUAAAGCUGUAAUCGGAUACCUGUGACUCCAUAUUAUAACUCCAUUAGUGAGCUGUGGUAUGGGUAGGAUGUUCCUACUACUUCUGUACUUUUAC